Fusarium falciforme is the source of this 1437-nucleotide messenger RNA. RefSeq names its product Peroxidase. Lineage: Eukaryota; Fungi; Ascomycota; Sordariomycetes; Hypocreales; Nectriaceae. Gene Ontology annotation, molecular function: heme binding; peroxidase activity. The record is from RefSeq and is a predicted model, not a curated record. Gene Ontology annotation, biological process: hydrogen peroxide catabolic process; cellular response to oxidative stress; response to reactive oxygen species. The transcript is spliced from 2 exons. Bases 1 to 1437 code for a protein of 478 amino acids.
AUGAAGCUCUCUACCAUCGCGGUAGCCGCUCUCGCGGCCGCCCCUAUCUCCGAGGUUGCUGCUCACCCAGGAAUGGGAGACACCAUCCGUGAGAUCAAGCGCAUCGCUGCUCGCACCACAUGGGGCAGCAGCAACACUCAGAACAACAAAUGGGGUAGUUCUGGCAGCUCGAGCAAUGGCGGCAGCAGCUGGCCUGGUCAGAGCCAGAACAACGGCGGCCAGAACAGCUGGCCCAGCAGUGGCAGCAGCAGCAGCGGUAGCAGCCAGUCUGGCAACGGCUGGUCCGGCGAUAGCUUCAACCCCAACCAGCUCCUCGGCGAUCUCCGCACUCUCAGCGACAGCUCCCUCACCCGCGUCGGCAGCGACAUCAAGAAGAUCCUCCAGGGCAGCGGCAACCCCGAGAGCCGGGACCGCUACCUUGGAGUUCCUCCCAUGAACACACCUCGCUGCAAGCGAGACACUUGCUGUGUGUGGAAGUACAUCUCUGAUGAGCUGCACACACUCUUCCAGGGUGACUCUGGUCGUUGCAGCAAGUGGGCUCGCUAUGCUGUCCGCAUGGGCUUCCACGAUGCCGGCACAUGGUCCACCAAGACCGCAGCCCAGGGCGGUGGUGCUGAUGGUUCCAUCAUCCUGGCUGGUGAGCUCAGCCGUGGUGAGAACCUCGGUCUCCAGGACAUGGGCAAGAAGUACCAGGAGGUGUACACAAAGUACCACGACAAACUCGGCUUCGACCAGGUCACCUACGCCGACCUCAUCCAGAUGGGAGCCAACAUCGCCGCCGUGACAUGCCCCCUCGGUCCCCGCGUGCGCUCCUUUGUCGGUCGUCAGGACAGCAAGAAGGCCAACCCCAACAACCUCCUCCCCAACGUCAACGGCAACGCUCUAUACCUGAUCAACCUCUUCAAGGACAAGACCAUCGGCCCAGAUGAUCUGGUCGCCCUCAUCGGCGCCCACACAACCUCUCAGCAGAACCAUGUCAACACCGACCGUGCUGGUGAUCCCCAGGACAGCACCCCCGGUGUGUGGGAUGUCCUCUUCUACAAGGAGACCAUAGGAAACGCUCCCGACCGCGUCUACAAGUUCCAGAGUGACAUUGCCCUCUCUAAGCACCCCCUGACCCAGCCCGCCUUUGAAGCCUUUGCCGGUGGAAACGGAGCCCAGCGUGCCUGGAACGUGGAUUACGCCCGCGCCUACGUUCGCCUCAGCCUUCUGGGCGUCAACAACAUCAACGACCUCACAGAGUGCACCAAGGUUCUGCCUCAGCCCAUCGACGGCUACAAGCACCGUGACGGCAGCCGGUUCAGCAAGUGGCUCAAGAGCGACGACAACUCGUGGGACUCGAAGAAGAUCUCUCAAGAGGUUGAGAACGGUUACACCAUCUCGACGCCCGACAACAAGAUCCCUACCAAGCGUGGACCCUGGCGCAAGUGGUGGUGA